Messenger RNA from Portunus trituberculatus (swimming crab), 598 nucleotides. RefSeq names its product acyl-CoA-binding protein-like. Gene Ontology annotation, biological process: fatty acid metabolic process. The transcript is spliced from 3 exons. Gene Ontology annotation, molecular function: fatty-acyl-CoA binding. NCBI's taxonomy places the organism in Eukaryota, Metazoa, Arthropoda, Malacostraca, Decapoda, Portunidae. The record is from RefSeq and is a predicted model, not a curated record. The coding region runs from base 176 to 445 and encodes 89 amino acids.
CCAUUAUAAAAGUUUGGUGGCAGGCUGUGGCAACUACCAAGUGACGUAAUUGCGAGCUACUGAGCGUCCCUCACGUCUUUCAUUCCUCUGUAGCCGGCCGGGGUUGAGUCCACUUCGCUCCACUUCACUCUCUCUCGUGUCUUCGUCCACCACUACCUAGUACUUAAUACUCAUCAUGUCUCUGGAGGAGAAGUUCAAUGAGGCUGCUGAGAAGGUGAAGAAGCUGAAGACACAGCCCAACGAUGAGGAGCUGAAGGAGCUGUAUGGCUUGUACAAGCAGGUCACUGUGGGGGACAUCAAUACAGACCGGCCAGGCAUGCUGGACUUUAAGGGCAAGGCGAAGUGGGACGCCUGGAACUCCCGGAAGGGGAUGACCAAGGAGGCAGCGAUGGAGGCUUACGUUGCUAAGGCAGACCAACUUGUUGCUACUUACGGCCUCCAAUAAUUCCCUUUUUGAUCCCUUUUUUCUCUACAUAAAUUUUAAAGUUUAAUGUCUCCUGUGUGUUUUAUAAUUUACAAAUGGCACAAGGAUUAAUUGUUAUGAUAGUCCUUUUCCAGCAGCUCGAUUUGAUUAUGAAUAAAUGUUUGCUUACUUAAA